Molecule: messenger RNA, 1402 nt
Organism: Callithrix jacchus (white-tufted-ear marmoset)
Lineage: Eukaryota; Metazoa; Chordata; Mammalia; Primates; Cebidae
Source: RefSeq, a predicted model, not a curated record
AUGGCAGGAAAAGUAAUUACCAAACUGCCACUUCCUGCAAACAGCAAGAUUGUCGCUGUAAAUGUGCCAGCAACACAAGGAGGCAUUGUUCAAGUACAGCAGAAAGUCCUGGGUAUCAUUCCAUCAAGUACAGGUGCCAGUCAGCAAACCUUUACUUCAUUCCAGCCCAGAACUGCAACAGUCACGAUUAGGCCCAAUACCUCAGGCUCUGGAGGAACCACAAGCAAUUCACAAGUAAUCACAGGGCCACAGAUCCGCCCUGGUAUGACCGUGAUUAGAACACCACUCCAACAGUCAACACUAGGAAAGGCAAUUAUUCGAACACCUGUGAUGGUACAGCCAGACAACAGAGACUGGAUAACGGUUGGCAGUGAAAACAGACUCACUGCCAACCAGGGUGGCAAUCAAGGUUUGACAGUAGUAAUUCAAGGACAAGGUCAAACUACUGGACAGUUGCAGUUGAUACCUGUACUCCCAGGUAUCAACUGGGAGUACAGGAGUGACUGUACUCCCAGGCCCAGGCCAGCAGCUAAUGCAAGCUACAAUGCCAAAUGGUACUGUUCAGCGAUUCCUCUUUACCCCAUUGGCAACUACAGCCACCACAGCCAGCACCACCACCACCACUGUUUCCACGACAGCAGCAGGACAGUCUCCUUUUCGUGUCCAAAGUCCAUCACAGACUCGAAUACGUCCAUCAACUCCAUCCCAAGUGUCUCCUGGACAACAAUCCCAGGUUCAGACUACAACCUCACAACCGAUUCCAAUUCAACCACAUACAUCUCUUCAGAUACCUUCCCAAGGCCAGCCACAAUUACAACCCCAGGUACAGUCUUCAACUCAAACUCUUUCAUCAGGACAAACUUUAAAUCAAGUUACUGUUUCAUCCCCAUCCCGUCCUCAGCUACAAACACAGUAGCCACAGCCCCAAGUCAUUGCUGUGCCUCAGCUGCACAGCAGUUAUUCCCGCGAUUCCGUGCUUUCAUUUCAAAUUUGCAUGCCCCGCCCUUUCCCCCAGGAGGCGUGAUCACCUCGUUUGACUCCGCCCCCGGCCACCUCCGCAUCAAGGGCCGGGGCUCCGCUGGGGGCGACUUCCUUGCUCGUGUCAAUCCAGCCAAAAGACCGAACCGAAAGAGACUACGGGACGAAGGCGGAUGGGUCUGUGGAAAAGAUCUGUUGGCGGAGAGCAGUCCACGUUUUCCUGGAGAAAGACGAGGUCGCAAGGCAUCAUCAUCUAAGUAUGCAGAAGGCUCUGAUUUGCAAUAUUUAGGAAGUUCUUCUAAGCUGGAAAGAAAAGUCAAGACAAAGAAUCAUCGCCAAUAGUGUGCAGUUGGCAGUAGAUGUGCAGAUACCGGAAUGUUUGGAGGGAGUGGCAGGUGAAGCAGUUUUUAUUGAUACAGAGGGA